This is a messenger RNA of Salpingoeca rosetta, 1125 nucleotides long. RefSeq lists its product as uncharacterized. Bases 151 to 1104 code for a protein of 317 amino acids. The record is from RefSeq and is a predicted model, not a curated record. NCBI's taxonomy places the organism in Eukaryota, Choanoflagellata, Craspedida, Salpingoecidae. The transcript has a single exon.
CAACAAAUUUCAGGACUUGCAUCCACCAACACAAGCCACAUACGAGAAACACACAAGCAAGGAGCAACAAGCAGAAGAGCAGUGGACUGUGUGCUACACGCCUCGACACGCAAGCGUUCCCUCUAUCCAAAGCGCAGCAGCACUGCCGGGAUGCCUCGCGGCAUGGACCGGCUGCGGGAGAGCUUCCAAGGGCUAAGACAGUCUGCAGAGUCGCUGGCCAGGGUGGUUGGAACUGGCGGUGCGAGCGUGCAGCUGUCGCGGCAGAUGCACACGGCAAAGUCCAUCCUGGAGGCGCUCAACAAGUUCAAGCAGUCCAUGAACACCGCCAUCGACACGCCAAAGAGUGCGGGCAACCUGACAAACGACGCGCUGGAGGCAACCGUGGCAUGCCUCAAAGGCUUCCUGACGAUUGUUACGCUGAUGUCGGAGUACGAGAGUGACAUGGAGGCCGACGAGGAUGAGGAUCUUGUGGGGCAGCGGCGACAGGAGCAGCGCCGCCUCCGUCGACAGCGCGCAAAGCACCGCAGGUCACGAAGGCGUGCUACUCAACAACCACAGAAAGGUGACGGGAGCGACGCUGAUAGUGGCAGUGAUGAUGAAGCAAGUGGAUCGGAGGCAGAAGCGGGACCUGCUGGCAAGGGCAAGACUGAUGGAGAUGACGUGCACGCUGAUGAUGACGAUGGUCAUGCUGCUGCUGAUGACGAUGGUGAUGGUGAUGGUGAUGGUGAUGGUGAUGGUGAUGGUGAAGCACACCCACGCAAGCGCGCAAAGCGAGCCGAAACUGCGACUGCUCAAUGGCAAGACGGCGUAACACAGCAAUUGUCGAGAGAAGCAAAUGCAGGACAGGCAUCUGCAACCCGGGCUUCCACUGGUCACACCACAACCGAUCCAAAAAGCGGGUUGGCACGCGUGCUUGAUGGCGCGGUAACAGUCUGCAACUGUGCACCAGUUUGCCUGCAACCACAAGACGCGGCCUCCGACACGAUGUUGAUGACCUUCAACGUGCCCAAGACGCUCCUCUUUCACAUGCCCAACGUGGAUGAAGGCAUUGCCAUUGCUCGCGACAUUGUUGGCAGAAACUGCUACCUCAAGGUCAAGCUCUGAUGAAGCGUGUGUGUGUGUGUG